AUGAAGUUGCCGGUGAUAUUGACGCUCGUCGCGGCAGCCGGGGCAAAGACGUCGUAUGCAGGGCACAAGGUAUUCCGCCUCACCUCUUCAUCGGAAAGCAACCAUUUCGCGCAGAACUUUACAUCGCUCGCACAGGAUUUGGCUCUGCCGAUCUGGAGAGAGCCUGACAUUGGAGGCCAAUUUGCCGACAUCCAAGUUCCGCCCAGUCUACUGUCAUCCUUUGAGGAAGGGAUCGAAGGAUGGGCAGAGCUAGAGGUCAUGCACGAAGACCUCGGGGCCGCUAUUGAUGAAGAGGCGCAGUAUCCAGAAUACAAGCGCGGAUCGGUCGACGCAUCGUGGUUCAGCAACUACCACCCUUAUAAGGACCACAUGGCAUGGCUAACCGACUUGCAAGCCAAGUACAGCAAGAACUCGGAAAUCAUUAACAUUAGCAAGUCUGUCGAGGGACGGGAUGUUUCCUGUAUCCGCAUAUUCGGCAAAGAAAAGGGCAAGCCGGCCAUCUUCUUCAUGGGCACCUUGCAUGCGCGCGAAUGGAUUACGACCACGACUACGGAAUAUAUUGCACAGAGUCUCCUGGAGAAUUAUGGAAAAGAUAACGAUAUUACCGCCGUUCUAGAUAAGUACGACGUAUAUAUUGUCCCAAUUACGAACCCCGACGGCUUCCUCUUCAGUCAGACCAGCACGCGCAUGUGGCGCAAGAACCGCAACAAGAACGACGGCAACAAAUGCAUGGGCGUCGAUACAAACCGAAACUGGCCCAUUGACUGGGCAAAGACGUCCAAGGAUCCUUGUGCCGACACAUACCGCGGGACAGCUGAGGGCUCGGAGCCUGAGAUACGCGGGUUGAUGAACACUAUGCAAGAUAUUAAGAAGAAGCAGGGCAUCAAGCUGUUUGUCGACUGGCAUUCUUACUCACAACUAGUCAUCUAUCCGUGGGGAUACACUUGCAACCAGGCGGCACCACGGACUGAAGAACACUCUCGUCUUGCGCUAGGCGCUGCUGAGGUCUUUACCAAGGCCAAGGGAGCGCGAUACAAGGGCGGCAACACCUGCAAACUGCUCUACGCUGCGUCUGGGUGUAGUGAUGACUGGGUGCUGUCGUCGGGGGCGGCGGAGUACUCGUUUACUAUUGAGCUCCGCGAUGACGGUAAAAAGGGAUUUGUCUUGCCUGCUAGCGAGAUUCUCCCGACGGGAGAGGAGAGUUAUGCUGCGACAAAGUGGCUGUUGAUGAAUCUCAAGUAA
Messenger RNA from [Torrubiella] hemipterigena, 1242 nucleotides. The record is from the annotation of a GenBank genome assembly. Lineage: Eukaryota; Fungi; Ascomycota; Sordariomycetes; Hypocreales; Clavicipitaceae.